Molecule: messenger RNA, 6690 nt
Organism: Athalia rosae (coleseed sawfly)
Lineage: Eukaryota; Metazoa; Arthropoda; Insecta; Hymenoptera; Athaliidae
Gene: Glut1
Product: glucose transporter type 1
Exons: 16
Coding region: 805-3258 (817 amino acids)
Biological process (GO): monosaccharide transmembrane transport
Cellular component (GO): membrane
Molecular function (GO): hexose transmembrane transporter activity
Source: RefSeq, a predicted model, not a curated record
CGUCGAGCUGGAUGCCCGCGUUGGGGCGUCUCCUUCUGCCGUCACCGGCGUCGAUCUGUCGACAAGAGACACACACUCCGUCUGCGGAAAAUACAUUUUUAUAUCAGUAUUAUAACUUUGAUAUUCGGAUAGAGUAGCUAAGAAAAUGUUACCCUCCGCAGUGAUACUAGAGUUGACAUUGGACGAAGUGAAAUAGUGAGCGGCAUUCGAGAAACGGACAAAAUAAGAAAAAAAAAUAAAUAGACGAAUAAAUGAAUAAAUAAAUAUAAUUCGAUAUUUAUAUAUAUACAUAUAAAUAUAAAGAUAAAGCGCAUAGAAAAAAAUUAAAAAUAGAAUAGUCAAAGUAAAUAAAUAUUACGUGACAAUUAUAUUUUGUACCAUGGUGCCCCCGGAACUCGAGGCUUCAGGCCUCAGCCCGUGACCAUCAGCCCCUUAAAGAUCUGGCUACGACGAUGACGAUUUUCGGAACGGGUAGUCUCAACUGAAAAGCGAGGAAAAUAGGUGUCUACCAUCCGGAGUCACACGCUCCAUGUUCACUCCACCAUCGGUGUCAAGAGAAAAACGAGAGCGGGACGGCGCGUCGAUACCGUCGGCGUCGGAAAAAGACGUUUUUUUGCUACCGGAACGUUCCACCAUAUAACCGGGCUAAUCACCAUCGCUGAGCACGAUGGCUUUGCCCAAACUUGAGUUUCCUAUCGAGUCGAGCACGUCUAGCCCUCGAUAACGAGUGGAAGAAUCUAUACUGCAGCAUCCGGUUCGUUUAGCUGGUACCAUUUUCACGCUGGGAGUUUGGAACCAGAAACGAUGGCCGAUUCACGCGGCUCCAAUCCGAUAAGUCAGUUGUGGAUAGCGGCGGUGUCUCCCGAACCAGACUCAGAGUGCCUCUACGAAGAGAUAUCGGGGUUCUCGGGCGGUCACGCGGAUGCGGAAUUAGAUAUAAACGAGGAGGUCGCAAGUAGUUACGGGGAUCGUCGAAUAAACAAUAACGAGGAAGAAGGGGGAAGAAGGGCCGUUGUCGAGUACACGUCCAGAGUGGAGGAGCAAUAUGUGGUGCGAGGGAGCUACGGGGGGUCAGGACAAGGUGCCGCACUCGACGCGGCUGCCACCCUCAAGCUGACGAGGGGGCGAACCGCUCGCUACGUAUCACCCAAUUAUCAAUACGGCGGUCAUCAUAACAUUCAACGGUCAAGCGGCAGGUCAACACGCCAACAUCUCGGCCGUGGCUCCUUCAGUAAUGAGACGCAGGAAGAAAUACAAGAGGACGAUGAAGCCACUCUUAGGGAGUUGCUUGUAAGUCUGCAGAAGCAGGUCAGCGUGAUGAGUAUGAACUUGAGUGCCAAGCUGGACGAGCUGCAGCGGGGUGACCGCCAGCUAGAAACAACUGUUGCACUAUGUGAGAUUCGUACCCAACUGCAGGAACUCACGAAAAGCGUUGAAUCUUGUCAGAGCGAAGUCAGUGAAGUUAAACGUGACAUGGUUGCGAUCAAGCACGAGCUAGACACGGUUCAGCAGGUCAAAGAAGAGAUAGAAGAAUUACGAGAGUAUGUCGACCGCCUCGAAGAACAUUCCCAUCGAAGGAAGCUCAGACUCCUUGAACAGGGGCUGACGUUGUUCCUGUCGUAUGCAAUUUUGGCAGCCGUUGUCGGGAUGCUCCAAUUCGGAUACAACACCGGUGUCAUCAACGCUCCGGAAGUGAACAUUGAGAACUUCAUGAAGGACGUAUACAAAGACAGGUAUGGGGAAGACAUUGAGGAGAACGCAGUUAAGAGGCUGUACUCGGUGGCAGUUAGCAUAUUCGCUAUCGGUGGUAUGCUCGGAGGAUUCAGCGGAGGGAUGAUUGCCAACAGAUUUGGCAGAAAGGGGGGCUUACUGCUAAACAACGUGCUGGGCAUCGUCGGGGCAUGCCUUAUGGGUUGCACCAAGAUUGCCCAUUCUUAUGAAAUCCUGUUUCUUGGCCGGUUCAUCAUCGGUGUCAAUUGUGGCUUGAACACCUCGUUGGUUCCCAUGUACAUAUCUGAAAUAGCACCACUUAAUUUGAGAGGCGGCCUGGGCACGGUGAACCAGCUCGCUGUUACGGUGGGUCUCCUGGUCUCCCAGGUUCUGGGCAUAGAGCAAAUACUCGGAACAGACAAGGGAUGGCCCGUUCUAUUAGGUUUGGCCAUUUGCCCUGCCAUUCUUCAGCUACUGUUGUUGCCUUUUUGUCCAGAAUCUCCCAGAUAUUUGCUCAUCACGAAGCAAUGGGAGGAAGAAGCGCGAAAGGCGUUGAGGAGGUUGAGAGCUAGUAAUCAAGUAGAAGAAGAUAUCGAAGAAAUGAGAGCAGAGGAACGUGCUCAACAGGCAGAAUCUUCCAUUUCAAUGACAGAACUUAUAUGCAGUCCGACGUUAAGGGCUCCUCUGGUCAUCGGUGUUGUCAUGCAGCUAUCGCAACAGCUGUCCGGUAUUAAUGCGGUAUUCUAUUAUUCUACAAGCUUAUUCACCAGUUCUGGAUUGACGCAAGAAAGUGCAAAAUUCGCAACGAUUGGUAUCGGAGCAAUAAUGGUUGGUAUGACUCUGGUCUCGAUUCCGCUAAUGGACAGAACGGGACGACGCACACUUCAUUUGUACGGCCUCGGUGGAAUGUUCAUCUUCUCUAUUUUCAUCACUAUUUCAUUUUUAAUAAAGGAGUUUUUCGGUUACGUACAGGAAAUGAUCGACUGGAUGUCUUACCUGUCCGUGGUGUCGACGCUUAGUUUCGUGGUAUUCUUUGCCGUGGGACCAGGCUCGAUUCCAUGGAUGAUCACUGCGGAGCUGUUUUCACAGGGUCCUAGACCAGCCGCUAUGUCUAUUGCCGUACUCGUCAAUUGGCUAGCUAAUUUCUUAGUUGGCAUAGGCUUUCCAAGCAUGCAGACUACUCUCGACAACUAUACGUUCCUGCCAUUCAGUGCAUUCUUAGCUAUCUUCUGGAUCUUCACCUACAAGAAGGUCCCUGAGACCAAAAACAAGACUUUCGAAGAAAUCCUUGCCUUGUUCAGGCACGGUAAUGACAGGAGCAGUUUGCGGGAUAGCAGAUUAUAUGGGAGCAUGCUAAACUGUGUGAAUGCGUUAGAGGAGCACAUACCGCCAGCGGAGAGCGCUGCCCUGAUGGUGGCCGAGGAGAAGCCACAUCCUGACUCAUUUGUGUUUGCAGCUGGCUCAGAGCGAUCUUCAAUCGCACCCGCUCAACCGGAGAGACCACCGCCCCCGCUUCCCCCGCCACGAUUUCCGAACAGCGGUGUCUGACAAUGGGAAACUCCUCUUAACAUUGGGAACUUUAUGAUGAUGAACACACCGAUGCCACUACCCCUGCUUCUGAGUACCAACAGCCUAACUUUGGAAAAUCAUCUCUACGAAAUAAUAACGGAACGCAGCAAGGCAUGCGCGAUGUUCCUUAGAAAUAGUUUACGUCGCGCUGCUAAUGCAACGACUCUUAAUUGGAACAUUAAUCCAAAUGAGAGUAACGCACAUUACACGGACUCUUAAGAGAAGUUUAGGUCAUCAGUGCCUGUUUCAGUGGUGUCCAAUUAAAUACGGUCUAAUUCACAUAUAAUAUAAUACAUAUAUGUAUAUAUAUACAUACACAUAUAUGCAUAAAAUAAAAAUUAUAUGUAUAUUACAUAUAUAUAUAUAUAUAGAUAUAUGUGUGUGUGGGUGUGUGUGUGUGUAAUCUACGUACUUAAAAUUCAAAUCAAAGGACAUUUAAAUUGAAGGGAAUAUAAAAAACACACACACUUCAAAUACCUUAAGUAGCUUGUAGCCCCUCGUAAUUAAAUUAUAAUAGUAUAAUAAUUAUUAUAGUGGACAUUAUAGAGGUCUAUACAUAUAUACAUAAUAUUAUGAUAUAUUAAUCGAAAAUGAUUAAUAUUUGUAAUUAAAUGAUCAAUGCUCAUUGAUACAAUCGCAAUUAUUGUGACCACACUGAAUUAUAUAUAUGUAUGUCUAACGGACUAAUAGAAUGAAAAAUUUUGCGAAUAUUAUAUAUACAAGAAAUAAAUGAAUAAACAAAUAAAAUAAAUAAAUGAUAAAAAAGUAAUGAUAAUUUAAAUGAAAUAAAUUUAAAAAAUUGUCGGUGCGAUGGAAGAUUGCUUGAAAUUUGUAACACACGGAUUGCAAUACGUCGUUGACUGAAUAGAUCUGAACCUGAAGGAAACUGAAUUUUCGAAUGAUGAGCUGUAGAAUUAUUGUGAAUUUGCAGAAAAUGAGAAAUCUUCCAUUGCAUUUACACAUUGUGUAUAUACAUGUAUACUUAUAUACCAUACAUCAUAUUCUGCAAGUGUAUUAUAAUCCUCCAUUACUCAGUAGUAUAUAUUAUAUAGUUGAAGUUAUUAUAUAUCUGGUAACGUAGUAUUGUUCCGAGUUGACAUUACUAUUACAUAAAAAUAGGGAUUUAUCUAAACUUUUUAGGGCCUGAAUUAGAUUUCUUUAUAAAUAAAUAUGAUAUAAUAUACGGACAGAAUCGUCUAUUUGACAAUGUUCUUUAUCUUCACUCAAAUUAAAGAAAUCAUUGUUAUUGAAUAAAUACCGAAAACGGUGAGCAGCAAGCGAAAUAAUUGUUUCAAUUUCAACACAUCUCUCGAUUGAAAUUCCAUCACAUUUAUCAAAAUGAUCCUUUUAAGUUAUAGCUACCCGAUAUCGCGUCAAGAUCAAUUAUUGCAGAUGGUGGUUGAAUAAGUUUGUUGUCUUUCUUCGCGUUUUACCAUAACUGAAGAUUUGUAUCCUGAGUUGAGUAAAAAAAAAGAAAUAAAAGUUGGAAAAAAAAUUAUGUACGAUGGUCUGUUUGUACCGACUAUAUUAAUUAAGAUGUAAACUAUUGGAAAUUUAAGGUAAUAAUAUGAUAUAAUAUAAUGAAAACUAGUCUAGAUUCGGUAAAUAAUUGAGAGAAGGGAAAGAAAAAAAUAAAUAAAAUAAUUGACUAAAUAAAUAAAUGAAGAAUUAAAUAAAUGAAUAAAUAAAUAAAGAAAUAAAAAAAAUUCAGUGCUGCGCACCAUAUAACGUAUAUGUAAUUUAAAACGAACUUCUAAUUAUAAGCUGUCCAAAACAUACAGAAUCAGUGAGAAAGGCAAUAAAGCUAUUGAACUGAAAAUAUGCUAAAGUAGGUUUCCUCGCAUUGUGGUACUAUCAGACUUUACGAUAUAAUAUUAAUAACAAUUUAAGUUAGGUAUAGCUACUAGUGAAAGAGUAGCGGAAUCUGAGAAAAAAAUGCUAACAUCCGAUGGAAACCAAUUAAAGGCUAUGCCAACUUAUAUGAAAUAAUAAAAGUGUAGGAAAAAAUAAACACACACGGUCUCUCACUUUGCAUAAUGGCUGUUCAAUAAUUGCGGACCGAGUAAAUGCUAGCAUAUCCAUUUUUAAUAUACUAUAAGCUUAUAAAAAUCAAUAUGUACUGGAAAAUAGAAGCAAUUCGUUUGACUCAAAACUAUAAAUGCGUUAACUCUGCAUUGAAAAAUUAAUUCUAAGUGAUAAUCGAAUAAUAAUUAUUUCAAAGUUUGAAAUACUUUUCAUCUAGUAACUAUAAGGUUCUCAUAUGUUUCAAGGAUCAUGCUAUUCAGCUGGAGUACACGGUACAGCCGUGAAACUGUAAGAAAAAAAUCAAAGACAAAUUUUUUGAAUAAAAUACAAUGUGCAAAUAUCGCCCUAUACAAAUUUAAAUUUCAUAGAAGAUCUUGAGAAAAAUGGCGUGCAUAGAUUGUUUUGAGUCAAUAAAUCAAUAGUAAAGCUCAUAAACGCAAAUUAGAUAGAGCCUUACAAAAGUUUGGAUCAGUCCAUCGAGCAAGUGAUCACAUGAACAAUUUGUAAAAUAAGUUCACUGCCAUACAAAAUAAUUAUUAUGACUUGCGCUCUCACUAAAGCGCCAACGUUCCAAAUGUGGAUGUGUACAGUUAUGUGAAGAUACUAAUUUAUAACAUAAGUAUAAUUACACGAUGAUACUGAAUAUUAUGAUAAUUCAUUUUAUUGUUUCUAUUAUUAUGAUUAUUAUCAUUAUUACGUAUAGAACUAAUUAUUACAAUAUGGUGAUAUCAAGAACGAUAUACAUAUUUAGACUAAAGAUAAAUUAAUUACAGAGCUACUAUAAAUCGAAUAGAAAUGAAUAAUUUUCAAGAAUCUAAUAAUAUAGGUUGUGCCUAGCUACCCAGAAAUUAUGUGGGUGAUCUGCACCUAAAACAUAAUUAUGUUCGGAAAAACUAGCAAAUCUCUGAAAAAUCUACCACAAAUUGUUUAAAAGUUGAGUUUUUCAUUUUUUUGAAUCCGCAUAAGGCUCUGUAAUUGAAGUUCAUGCUAGUAGCCAAUAAUCACAAUAACAUACAAUAGAGUUUUACGAAACAACCUAUACUUACCUAAUUUGUAGAACCAAUAUUGUACAGUGCAUAAUAUUCUAAUCUUACCGAAACUUGCGCAGUUGUUUAAUAUCAGUUUAUAGAUAAACAUCUCUUCGUAGAAUCUCAGAAUAAUUUGCUUCUUUACAGUGUUUCUUGGCAAUCUACCUAUUGAUAUUUUAUGCUAGUGAAAAAUACUAUUGAAUACAUGAAUUUGAACAACAAUUUUAUCUGUAAUAGGCAGGCUACAUAUUUUGAAUGUACAUUGAAGCAAGUUUCUCAUGUUUUCUGAUUUGAAUUUAUUUAAUUCUGUGCAAAAAUAUUGAAUAAAAAUAUUGAUAAUAGCACGUUUUAUCUAUGA